Molecule: messenger RNA, 6055 nt
Organism: Dendrobium catenatum
Lineage: Eukaryota; Viridiplantae; Streptophyta; Magnoliopsida; Asparagales; Orchidaceae
Product: callose synthase 12
Exons: 3
Coding region: 434-5806 (1790 amino acids)
Biological process (GO): (1->3)-beta-D-glucan biosynthetic process
Cellular component (GO): plasma membrane; 1,3-beta-D-glucan synthase complex
Molecular function (GO): 1,3-beta-D-glucan synthase activity
Source: RefSeq, a predicted model, not a curated record
GAAAUAAAUCCAGAUUCCAUUCUCCGUUUUCUAGCAAAACCUAAUUCAAUCCAGUACUGCAAAAAAACCUAGGGUUUCAAUCCCGUACUUCAUCAUCUUCUUCUCCUCCUCGUCUCAGUUCCGCGGCGCAUUCUGGUUCCGUAGCCGAAGAUUCGCUACUUUCUAUCCACCUUGCCGGUUUUGGGAAUUUGAUUCCUCUUCUCAGGUUUAGUAUGCAUAACUGGUCAAACCUCAUGCCAACCAGUGUCCAUCCUCCCCGCCUCUGAAGCAAGUCUCAACGCUCGCACCAAACUCGUCCAUGGUCGUCGUUGUCAAAUAGCAUACAGAGAAAGAAUCAAAGAGGACAAACCCUAAGAAGACUCAUUCCCAAAAUUCCAUUUUUCUGAUUACAAAACAGGAAAAGGGAAGAACUGGUGCCAGAUCUGAUGCCCGCAUGAGCCUCCGGCAGCGCACGACUCGCCCGGCUGGGGCCGGCGGGGCUGGGGGCAGAGGAUAUGGUGCUAGGGGAUACGGCGCAGCGGAGGGGGAGGAAGCCUAUAAUAUAAUACCCAUCCACAAUCUGCUCGCGGAGCAUCCAGCGCUUCGGUUCCCUGAGGUGCGUGCCGCCAUGGCCGCCCUCCGCACCGUUGGUGACCUUCGCAAGCCACAGUUCAUCCGGUGGCAGGAAGGAUACGACCUCCUUGACUGGCUUGGCUUCUUUUUCGGUUUCCAGCCCGACAACGUCCGCAACCAGCGCGAGCACCUAGUUCUCCUCCUCGCUAACGCGCAGAUGCGCCUCCAGCCGCCACCGGACAACAUCGAUGCCCUUGAACCCAACGUCGCUCGACGUCUCCGCCGCAAGCUUCUCAAAAACUAUACCGCGUGGUGCUCCUACCUUGGUCGGAAACCUAACGUCUGGAUCUCAGACAGACGCCGCUCCGCCACAGCUGCUUCCGACUACUCUCGCCGCGACCUCCUCUACACUGCCCUUUACCUCCUCAUCUGGGGCGAAGCUGCUAACCUCCGCUUCGUCCCUGAAUGCAUCUCCUACAUCUUCCACCACAUGGCCAUGGACCUCAACCGCAUCCUUGAGGAUUACAUCGAUGAAGCCACUGGUCGCCCCUCCACCCCGAAAAUUACCGGUGAGGAGGCCUUCCUCAACCAUGUAGUCAAGCCAAUCUACGCCACCAUUAAAGCCGAGGUUGACUCCAGCCGCAAUGGCACCGCACCCCACUCCGCCUGGCGCAACUAUGAUGACAUCAACGAGUACUUCUGGUCUCGCCAUUGCUUUGAGCGCCUUAAAUGGCCUCUCGAACUCUCCAAGAACUUCUUUGCCAUUCCUCCUGAUCGCAACCGAGUUCGAAAGACUGGCUUCGUCGAGCAGCGCUCAUUCUGGAACCUCUUCCGCAGUUUCGACCGUCUCUGGGUAAUGCUAAUCCUCUAUCUCCAGGCGGCCAUCAUCGUUGCCUGGGAAGGCAAAACCUAUCCUUGGCAAAAUCUGCAGAGCCGUGACGUCCAGGUCAGGACUCUAACUAUAUUUAUCACUUGGGCUGUUCUUCGCUUCUUCCAAUCCAUUUUGGAUGCCGGGACGCAAUACAGCCUUGUGCGCAGGGAGACUAUGUGGCUAGGAGUGAGGAUGGUGCUCAAGAGCGUUGUGGCUGCUGCUUGGACUGUGGUGUUUGGCAUUCUGUACGCCAGGGCUUGGGACCAGAAAAACAGAGACCGCAGAUGGUCUGCGGCAGCCAACCAGAGGCUGGUGAACUACUUGGAGGCCGCCGGAGUGUUUGUGCUGCCGGAGGUGAUGGCCCUUCUUCUCUUCAUACUGCCCUGGAUAAGGAACUUCCUUGAGAAGACAAACUGGAAGAUCUUUUAUGUGCUUACUUGGUGGUUUCAAAGCCGCACUUUUGUUGGUCGUGGCCUGAGAGAAGGGCUUGUUGACAACGUGAAAUACGCCCUGUUUUGGGUUCUUCUUCUAGCCGUGAAGUUCACCUUCAGCUACUUCCUUCAGAUCAAGCCAAUGGUCUCUCCAAGCAAAUCCAUUUACAAGCUUCAUGUUGUAGACUAUCAUUGGCAUGAGCUCUUUAGUCGGACCAACAGGUUUGCCGUUUUUCUCUUGUGGCUCCCGGUUGUACUGGUAUAUCUUAUGGAUAUUUCAAUCUGGUAUUCAAUUUUUUCAUCCCUUGUUGGAGCUCUGGUGGGGCUGUUCUCACACAUUGGCGAAAUCCGGAAUGUUCAGCAGCUAAGGCUGAGGUUUCAGUUCUUUGCAAGUGCGAUGCAGUUCAAUCUGAUGCCUGAGGAGCAACUCUUUCAUGAGAGGGGUACACUAAGGAGCAAGUUCAAAGAUGCGGUUUUACGCCUCAAGCUCCGAUAUGGGUUGGGGAGGCCUUACAAGAAGAUUGAAUCAAACCAGGUUGAAGCAACCAGGUUUGCGUUAAUAUGGAAUGAGAUUAUGGCUACGUUCAGGGAGGAGGAUAUCAUCAGUGACAGAGAGUUGGAACUUCUUGAGCUGCCCGCAAAUUCUUGGAACAUCAGGGUGAUUCGGUGGCCUUGCCUGUUACUCUGCAAUGAGCUUCUUCUGGCUCUUAACCAGGCGAAGGAACUGGUAGCGUCGGACCGUGGGCAUUGGAGAAAGAUAUGCAAAAAUGAGUACCGGCGAUGUGCGGUUGUGGAGGCUUAUGAUAGCGUCAAACACCUGCUGCUUGAGAUCAUCAAAGAGGAAACUGAGGAGCACAAAAUCAUUUCACACCUGUUCUUUGGGUUUGAUGAUGCCAUCGGCGUGGAGAAAUUGACUGCAGAGUAUAAAUUGGCAGUGUUGCCAGUUAUUCACACCAAGCUGAUCACCCUCCUCGAUCAACUGCUCAAACCAAAUAAGGAUCUAAACAAAAUAGUAAAUACAUUACAGACUUUAUAUGAUGUUGCCAUCCGUGAUUUUCCUACUACUAAGAGGAACAUGGAGCAGCUAAAGCAAGCAGGACUGGUGCCCACGAGACCAAAUGCAUCUGGUCUUCUUUUUGAGAAUGCUAUUGAAUUGCCUGUCGCAGAAGACACAAAUUUCUACAGGCAGGUGAGACGGUUGCACACUAUUCUUACUUCCAGGGAUUCCAUGAAUGAUGUGCCCAAGAACCUAGAGGCUCGGCGCCGAAUUUCCUUCUUCAGCAACUCCUUGUUCAUGAACAUGCCACGGGCUCCCCAAGUAGAGAAAAUGUUUGCCUUUAGUGUUCUUACCCCAUAUUAUAAUGAGGAUGUCUUGUUCAGUAAGGAGCAGCUUCGCACAGAGAAUGAAGAUGGCAUCUCGAUCUUAUUUUAUCUGCAAAAGAUUUAUGAUGAUGAAUGGGCUAACUUUUUAGAACGAAUGAGAGGAGAAGGAAUGGUGUAUGAGUCUGACAUAUGGGGUGAGAAGUUGAGGGAUCUUCGUCUUUGGGCCUCUAACAGGGGCCAGACUCUCAGUCGCACAGUCAGGGGAAUGAUGUACUACUACAAGGCUCUCAAGAUGCUUACUUUUCUUGAUUCUGCUUCUGAGAUUGACAUUAGGGAAGGAUCACGAGAACUUUCUUUACUUGGUUCUUCUCGGGAGACUGUUGCAGAUGGAUUAGGGGAUUCUUUUAGGUCUGUGUCAGCACGGAAUCUCAGCAGAGAAAGCAGUGGUGUGAGUCUAUUAUUCAAAGGCCAUGAGUAUGGAACAGCCCUCAUGAAGUAUACUUACGUUGUUGCCUGUCAGAUAUAUGGACAGCAGAAGGCAAAGAAAGACCCUCAUGCUGAAGAAAUUUUGUAUCUUAUGAAGAAUAAUGAAGCACUCAGGGUGGCCUAUGUUGAUGAAGUUUACACAGGGAGGGAGGAAGUGGAAUAUUAUUCUGUUCUUGUUAAAUAUGACCAGCAGUUGCAGAAAGAGGUAGAGAUCUACCGGGUCAAGUUGCCUGGACCAUUGAAGCUUGGUGAGGGCAAGCCAGAGAACCAGAACCAUGCCCUCAUUUUCACAAGAGGUGAUGCAGUGCAGACUAUAGAUAUGAACCAAGACAAUUACUUUGAAGAGGCUCUCAAGAUGAGAAAUUUGUUGGAAGAAUACACACAUAACUAUGGUUCAAGAAAGCCAACCAUUUUAGGUGUCCGGGAGCAUGUUUUUACUGGUUCUGUCUCUUCACUUGCUUGGUUCAUGUCUGCACAGGAAACUAGCUUCGUCACCCUUGGACAGCGGGUCCUAGCAAAUCCUCUGAAAGUGAGGAUGCACUAUGGACACCCAGAUGUUUUUGAUCGGCUCUGGUUUUUGGGUCGUGGCGGUAUUAGCAAGGCUUCCAGAGUCAUCAACAUCAGUGAGGAUAUAUUUGCAGGCUUUAACUGCACAUUGCGAGGUGGUAAUGUAACUCAUCAUGAGUAUAUCCAGGUUGGCAAGGGACGCGAUGUUGGCCUGAAUCAGAUUUCGAUGUUCGAGGCUAAGGUCGCUAGUGGCAAUGGAGAGCAGGCUUUAAGCAGGGAUGUCUAUAGACUUGGCCAUAGGUUGGACUUUUUUAGGAUGCUUUCCUUUUAUUACACGACCGUUGGAUUUUACUUCAAUACCAUGUUGGUCGUCCUAACCGUAUAUUCUUUUGUAUGGGGACGCCUUUACCUGGCUCUUAGUGGGCUUGAGGCUGCCAUAAAGAACAGCGCCGACUCGACAAGCAAUACUGCACUUGGUACAGUUCUGAAUCAGCAGUUCAUUAUUCAGCUGGGUAUUUUCACAGCCUUGCCAAUGAUUGUAGAAAACUCACUUGAGCAUGGAUUCCUUGGGGCGGUUUGGGAUUUUCUGACCAUGCAGAUUCAGCUUGCAUCUGUUUUUUACACCUUCUCCAUGGGAACUAAAACUCAUUAUUUUGGGCGGACAAUCCUUCACGGAGGUGCAAAAUAUAGAGCAACUGGGCGCGGCUUUGUUGUGCAGCACAAGAGUUUUUGUGAGAACUACAGGCUUUAUGCACGGAGCCAUUUUAUUAAGGCUAUAGAGCUUGGUGUUGUGCUAACAUUGUAUGCAUCAUAUAGUGCCAUUGCGAAGAACACUAUUGUUUACAUUGUGAUGACAAUCUCUUCAUGGUUUCUGGUGGUGUCAUGGAUAAUGGCUCCUUUUGCUUUCAACCCUUCUGGUUUUGACUGGUUGAAGACUGUUGAUGACUUCGAUGAUUUUGUGAAUUGGAUAUGGUACCGUGGUGGGAUAUUUGCGAAAUCGGAGCAAAGUUGGGAAAUGUGGUGGGAGGAAGAACAAGAUCAUUUGCGCACAACUGGACUUUGGGGAAAAUUAUUGGAGAUAGUUCUUGAUCUACGGUUCUUUUUUUUCCAGUAUGGCAUCGUCUUUCAGCUUAAUAUUGCCAAUAAUAGCAAAAGCAUUAUUGUUUACUUUCUCUCAUGGAUCUAUGUGCUAGUUGCUUUUGGAGUUUUCUUGAUAAUGGGCUAUGCUCGAGAUAAAUAUGCAGCAAAGGAGCAUGUCUAUUAUAGGACCGUCCAAGCUUUGAUCAUCACUCUUGCUAUUUUGGUGAUUGUUAUAUUUCUCAAGUUCACCGAGUUUGGUAUCGUUGAUAUUUUUACUAGUCUUUUAGCAUUAAUUCCAACUGGUUGGGGCAUGAUUUUGAUAGCUCAAGUGAUGAAACCGCUCAUUAAGACCACUGUGGUCUGGGAUACUGUUGUUGCUGUGGCUCGGCUGUAUGAUAUGAUGUUUGGAGUCAUUGUUAUGGCUCCCGUUGCACUAUUGUCGUGGUUACCUGGCUUCCAGGCAAUGCAGACAAGGAUUCUCUUCAAUGAAGCAUUCAGCAGGGGUCUUCAAAUAUCUCGCAUCAUUACCGGAAAGAAAUCUAAUUUUGAUUUGUAAAACAUGGUUCGGUGCAAUUUUUGCUAGUCUGAUUGAGGUGGUCUCGUGGCUUUGUGUAUAGCUCUGCUGGCUCAGGGUUGGUUUCUUUCUGUCUAUUCAGUUUUUUUCUUACUCUCCCCUAUCUCUGGAUUAUUGAUAUAUUUCACUCUCAGUUGAUUUUGUGCUAUCCCUUUGAUAUUCUUGUAGUUUUCAUGUAAUUAUCUGAGCACUAAUCCGAAAUCCGAUAUUCUUCAUCAGUUUAUUUUUUAA